Messenger RNA from Torulaspora globosa, 1308 nucleotides. RefSeq names its product Ytp1p (gene YTP1). The record is from RefSeq and is a predicted model, not a curated record. The coding region runs from base 1 to 1308 and encodes 435 amino acids. Lineage: Eukaryota; Fungi; Ascomycota; Saccharomycetes; Saccharomycetales; Saccharomycetaceae. The transcript has a single exon.
AUGAGCACUAAGCGGUUUCAUGGAUUAAUUUUGAGUGUACUCCUUUUACAGGCUGCGGCUGCUAUGGAGAUGCCCGAUGGCGAAGAAUAUACGAGACCAAACAUUGUCGAUGCCGGACCAAAGACGCUCCAUUGGAUAACUUCUCUAUUACUGCUUCUCGUCGUUCCCUCUUUUGCUACAGCUUUAGCUUUUGCUGGCAAGAUAUACUCGUCAGUGUUUCUACAGGUCCUUUCAGGCGUCUAUGCACUUUUGGAAGCAUUGGUAUUGAGAUUUAAUGAUGGGGAUGGAAUUGAGAACAGAACUUCCAGAGGAUCUGCAUGGAGUUUAUUGAUACUUACGUGGGUCUCCGUCGUAGUUGGCGGGCUAGCCACCGGAAGCGGGCUUUUGGCCAGAAACCAGAAGAUGCAAAAGAUAAUAUCACACACCGGUGAAGCUAAAUUGUCACUUCUUCACCGAGCUUUAUCACUUGCAACCGUUAUCAAUGGCUGGGUGAAGCUUUGCUUGGCCCCAGUCGCCAUGUUCGGCUUUUGCAGAGAGAAACACACCGGUCAGUGCAUUGCUCAUGGCAUAAUGGGAUCCGCGUUUGUCCUAUAUGGCUUUAUUUACACGACAGUUCUUGUUGUGCCUUGGCUCAGAAAUUCUCAAGCGCCUUACUCGCAGGAUCACAUCGACAGCUGGGUUAUGUGCAUAUGGGGUAUUGUCAAUACUUUUACUGAGCAUAGAUGGGGCCGCGAGGACUGGAGUAUGAGCGACUAUCAGCAUACGAUAAUGGGCGUGAUCUGGUGGUGUGGAGGAAUACUUGGUAUCUUUUUGAGCAGGAAGGGCAGAAGAACGUUUGUUCCUAGCUUAAUCAUCAUCUUCACGGGAUGGGCGAUGUCGGAACACUCACAGCACCUUUUCAUCAGUACAAAGGUCCACUAUGUUUUCGGAUUAGUACUGAUGACCGGUGGUGUUCUGAGAAUCGUUGAGAUUUCAUUCCUCUUGAAAGAUGAAAGGGCAGCUGAUAAAAUAUACUCCCUCCAGUACCUUGCGCCAUUCUGUUUAGUUUGCGCAGGGAUUAUAUUCAUGGGCGCCAAUGAAGAACAACUCAUUCUGGUUCUAAGACUUGGAGCAGAUCAUAGUGCCUAUAUUCUCCUUCUUGGAUCGGCCGCCUUCAUGGUUUAUUUCUGGAUGCUCGCUUGCCUGGAGUUUUAUCUGCACUUGAUAGAAAGAAGCCAAAAUGGAUUCCUGACCAAGUACUCCAACUUGGAGAAUGCUGAAAGCAGUCAGGACUACGAGCUGGAGGUUGUUUCUCAGGAGCAACUCUAA